AUGGCACCGCUAUUUAAGGAACUAACGGACUGUCCGGAGAAUCUCCGUGAGUCCAUCGACUGGUUGAUCCAGGUUAGGCAUGGGAAUGGUGAGGGUCUUACCAAGUUGUCUCAAGCUUUGAAAAAGUUGAUUGAGGAGGCCACAACUAAUGCUACCAAGAGCCUUACAACCCGUGAAAAACAGCUUCAAUGCAAAGGCAAAGGCUUUCCUAAGGCCUUUCUUACUGAUGCUGGUUCCGCUGAGUCAUACUCCGGGUCCCAUUGUGAUGAAGUUAGUGAGAAGAUUAACACCCUCAAAUCUGAAAUAAAAACAGCUUCAGAAUCCGAUAAAUCCAAAAAAGAAAAAGACCUAAAAAAGCUUCAAUCCGGCUUAGAAGAGCACAUUGCCAAAGAUCAUUCUCUUGAUGAGUCUACUAGGCAGACUAAAAUUGAAGAGGUCAAAAAGCAACAAAAUUUUGUUAAGAAGUUCGGUGAAGAUUUCAAUAAUGCUUUAGAUGGUGACAAAAAUCUCCUUGUUAAUUUAUGUGACGGCCUCGAGAAAUUCCUCGGCUUCAAUCCAUCUUCCAAAGGCUACGACGGCCAUGGCAUUGUGUACUCUGACUUGGAUAGGCUGUGUGACGCGGUGAUGGGAUUUUUGAGUGGUGUGCUCAGUGCGGUGAAAGAUGAUGAAGCGGUUAAAACGUAUGAUAAUAUGAUGAAUAAUAAGCUUAAAGAUGUAAUUAAGACUCUGAAUGAAAAAAAUGGCUCCGGGCGUGAUGGGAUUGCGGCGUCUAUCGCCGCGGUGAAGGGGUGGUUGGGGGGGUAUGAAGGUGAAUUGAAAAAGAGAACGGAUGACUUGAAAAACCCAAUAAGCAGUAUAUUAGCUCUAAUUGACAGCCAUAAUAAUGAAAUAGAUAAGGACAAAUAUUUUGACAUUUCUGACCAAAUCGUUAAAUGGACUAGGCAGGCCGGGUGGUAUAUCAGCCAUAUUACAACGUGUGAAAAGGCGUUAGAAGAUAUUGAUAACAAUCUCAAAGAACAAUUAUCGUCUAAAAUAUCAUUGUUGAAGCAGGCGGCUAACGGGUUUAAGCAAGAUGCUGAAAACGAGGAUUUGAGGGAGAUAUAUUCGCUGGCGAGACAUCAGUGGAAUGCGGUUACUAGUUUUAUUGCAGAGUCCACUGAGUUGCGUUCGAGUGAGCUUCAGGAAUAUUUGGAAAAGCGUAUUGGCGGUUUGUAUACGAGAAUACACUAUUUACGUACUAACGAAUUUAAGGGUCUGCAAAAGUCUGCCAACUCGGAUCUCCAGAUGGCUUUUGAAACCGUUAACAGUGGUAUUGAAGAUCUCCUAAAGAAGUAUGGAACGCAGUUUGUUCCAGAAUUACAAACAAUCGUGAAAAGUGCACAGGAGCUUCAUAGUAAAAUUAAAUUAGAAAAAUCGAAUCUUCAGAAGCAAGUAAGUAGUCUGGAGCAACGGAUAAGUGAGCUUAAAGGGCUGAAUGAAAAGGUUGCGGGCACGGUGCCAAAAGCCUUAGAUGAGUUUGAGCAGGUUAAUGAGCGCAAUCUAUGGAAUUUGAGCAAUCCGAUAAGUCACCUAAAGAAGGAAGUCAACAGUCAGUUGGGAAUUGCUAUCAAAAUGUUGUGGACGGAUUUGCAAAAGGCGACAGUGACGGCUUAUGGUAAAAACGGAGUCGCUAAUAGAGAUAAUCCCGGUCUUAAAAUUUUGGAAACUACUAGUUUAGGACGGUUGCCAAAGCUUGGACCCAGAAUCAAUGCUGCAGCACCGGACCCUGACCCUGACGGACCUGGCUACCAUCUAGAAAAAUUGCUGAUUCAUAUCAAAAGUGCCGAGAAGAGUUGGGAAAGUGCGUCCAACAAAAUAACUCCACAAGGAAAACUGUAUGAAGAGGUAAUCAACGCAAUAUUGAAUGAGCUGGGAGACAAAACGAUGGAUGGCGCGAAAAAUAAACUGACUGAGCUGCUGAAAAAUACCAUCACGAGUUGUAUCAAAAACUUUCAUGAUGAAGUGACUAACAUUGUUGAUGGGCAUUUAAGCACAGUUAAACCGGCGCUUACAACAAUUAAAGGUGAGCUUGAGAGACUUCAAACUAAAAGCGGCGAAGGCGCGGCAGGCGGUGUGCUAAACGGCGAGUCGACGGUUGAAAAACAAGCCUACGAUCUUCACGAAACAAUUGGCGACUUUAUGCGUGAUAAAGUGGGCGAUAUAACGGAUCCUGCUCGGGGAAGCAUUCACAAGGAUUUGAAAGGUUUACAAAGCAAUAUUCAACGUCUCAACACCAAGGUUGCCGAGGUAAGAAAAAACAUACUGGCGGUAGAAAAGGAACUAAUUGCUUGCAUCAGUGAUGCCGAUGAGUUUUUAGAAGAUGCGCCGAAAGAGACCAAUAAUAUGUUUAAAAGAUUGAGUGAUGCGAUCAACCUUAGAAUUGAUCAGGCGUUCACGCAAGUUCAGAAAAAGGCCGAAAACUUAUACACCGCAAGAAAGAAAAAAGAGCUCAACAGGCUAAAACUAAUCGUCAAAAAUCAGCACCAUGCAAUCGAUAAAAUCAUCUCGGAAGAUAGAAAUAGAAGCCUGAAAGGAUUCUGCAAAAAAUUACAUGAUUCCUUGCUAUAUAGUACACCUGUUGCUACUGAUGGUACCAAGACUGCCCUUGGCUUAACCUUUAAACUGAAGGACUUCUUAAGCAACUUCUUCGAUAAUCUAAUGACACAAGACGAUCUCACUGCUGCUGAUUCCAAUAUCUACCGUAUUAAUGAAUCUGUCAAAGAUUUCCUUGCCGAGCUCUACAACAAGCAGCACUUCCACACCGACGUCACCAAAAAGCUCGACGCCUUCAGUAAUGUCCUCACCAAUUUCCAUCCCGAGACGAUGGACGACGCACCCAAAAAAGUGUUGACGCCGCUGAAGCAAGGGUUCGGUAAAUUCGUUGACCAGCUUGACAAGGCUUAUGUGAGCAGGUAUUCGGGCGUGCAGAUACUUGAAAAGGAUUAUAAUCACUGCGCUAAAGGUUUACUGACUGCGUUACCUAUAUUGUUCGACCACUUUAGCAUGUUGAAUAAGUAUUCAGGUAGUACAUGGAGAGAUGGAAAAAUUAAUAAAGCAACGUCGCUUGGCCAGAUUUUUACUGACCGCGGUUACGUUGUGUCGGAUGAUGGAAAGCAAAAUGGCGAAUUACAAGAUACAGAAAAGAUGAAAGGCUUUCAUAUACAUAGGAAUCUCGAUAAAAAGAUUUCGGAAGCUUACGAUAACGAACAUCUUCGAUGGUGUGAAUCUAACAAACGCGGUAAAGCCGUAGGCUUUAACGUCAUGGACACUCUAAACUGUUUUUUCACGCAUCUCCAACAAUACAACCGUACCUGUCAUCUCAUACAUCGCCCUAAAGCUAAGCAUCCAGCUUCGAUAUACGACAUGCUGCAAUGGCUCAGCGGUCUGUCUUACAACGCCGUGCAUCACGAAUUAGCGCUCAACGGUUUCACACAGCUGUUCAAAAAGAAAGAGGAGAAGGCAAGCGAUGUUGACGAGGACGGUCCAAAACUGGUCGACCCAAACGCCGAUUCGUUACCCGCCUACCCAAAGAGAAUCACAGCUACAGACCUAUCGGAGACACUGCUAGAUGUAUGCCACUACUCCCACGACGUACUCAUCGGCAUCUUAGGUCACGGUCAGGCUGCGGGCCGGUACGCUUGCGAUUUCAAUACGAACCCGGACGGCCUGCUGUAUCCGAAAGAUAUGAACGGUUUACUCUGUAUGCUAUAUGAGAUUCUGAAACGCCUUCAACAGCAACUCCAUUUCUUGUAUGAACAAUGCUGCUAUGAAACAUCGUACAGUGGAUGGAUGGAUUGCCAUUACGGGAAAGGUGUAGGCGGCUCAAACUGGAUGUGUAAUUCCAUGCAGUGCCCUGAGCAAACAGGCAACCAAACUCAUAGGCAAACAUGUGACCAAAAGUGUAACCAAAACGCUGAGUGCGGAAUAAAGUCGCCGUUACAGUCUUUCCUCGAGGACGGCCUACAAGGUUUCCUUCCACACCAGCUGAACGGUAACUCCGGCAAAUUGGACUGCCAAGUGAAGAACCACUCUACUGUGCCGUGCAAAACACCGAUGGGAUUUGCCGAUAUCACUGUCAUGGCAUCUCACAUAAAAACGGGAAAGCAUCUGAGAGAUAUUCUUGCCCUACUAUGUGGCAGUGAAAAGUCUCCACUUAAUGCGCUGUGUAGUAUGCUCAGUUGCUUACUUCCUAUGGCGCCGAAAACGCUGGGCGAUAUGUUUGCGUUCUAUUAUAAUCUGGUGAAUGGCUGGUAUGGUAAGAAUAUCUUACCCAGGGAGCAUAGGGAAACCGCAUUCACUGAUGCUGUCAAGGCCGCCAAUUUCGAGAAUCCACAAACCACGUUAGACAUCUAUCCAAUGUUCGGCAACAACCAGCAUGGAUAUGGCCGUGACUCAGCUCACGUUCGUGGUGACCUAUACAGCUUAUGCAGCGCCGACGCAUCGUGUUACGACUUAAACAGCCAAUGUGGUCCGUACAUAGAUUCGUUAAGCAGGACUACCUACGGUACUUUUGCUUCCGAAAACGCUGAUAAAUAUGUGUCAUGGGUAGUGUACCUCACGGGAACGUUUUACGAUUUACUGUGUCAGUUAUGCACGAAGUGCAGUGGUGACUGCGGUUCAGCAAAAUCCAAAUGCCGUGUUACGGGAUGUGCGAAAAACUCAUGCUCUGUUUUUGAGCAUUCCGUGUUUGAGAAUACGAAAAAAGAACACGGCGUUUGCGAUUCUAUCAUAAAAUGCCGUCACACGCAUCCGACAUUAUAUGCACUCGGUCUCACGUACGGCAAUAGAACCAAUCUGGACGGUAAAGUAGGGUCUACAAAUGUUCCCAAGCGAACGUGCAAAACCUUCAUACAGCAGCUCGAAAAAGUAUGCUCAAAAAAAUCCAUACUUUCUAAACUCAUUCAUGAAACAAUUCCAGGAUUCCUCUUCAGGAUACGCGCGCCCUUCAUCUGGCUCAACGUCGCCCUCUGGCUCCUCUCUUUGUUGUACCUCCUCCACAUCAUGGUCAUCCGCCUCGACCUGCUCCACAUGAAAUCCCACUUGCACUCACCCUCAUCGCAUCGCAUCGCCGCUCAAUCACUACUUGCUGCAGGAAGGGUUGGCAGACUUGUCAAGAUCACCUAUCUGCAACCAUGA
Molecule: messenger RNA, 5175 nt
Organism: Babesia bigemina
Lineage: Eukaryota; Apicomplexa; Aconoidasida; Piroplasmida; Babesiidae
Exons: 1
Coding region: 1-5175 (1724 amino acids)
Source: RefSeq, a predicted model, not a curated record